Molecule: messenger RNA, 252 nt
Organism: Tilletiaria anomala UBC 951
Lineage: Eukaryota; Fungi; Basidiomycota; Exobasidiomycetes; Georgefischeriales; Tilletiariaceae
Exons: 2
Coding region: 1-252 (83 amino acids)
Source: RefSeq, a predicted model, not a curated record
AUGAGCUCGACUGUGCAGCCCUGGUUGCGCCGCGCCGUCCUGCGCCUGGUCCAGCAGCAGCUUGCAGACGGCAGCGACGUUGCCGACCUCGAGAUCCUGCCGGGCGGGCCCGUGCAGGUCGUCAAGUUCCUCAGCUUUGCAGACGAGCACGACCCGGAAAAGGCUGACGAUAUUUGGGCGCAGGUGUCCGACCCAGAGCACACCGCCCUUGUCCUGUUCGACCGGACCGCCGUGCAGCGCCACCAAAAGUGA